Molecule: messenger RNA, 3705 nt
Organism: Anthostomella pinea
Lineage: Eukaryota; Fungi; Ascomycota; Sordariomycetes; Xylariales; Xylariaceae
Source: the annotation of a GenBank genome assembly
AUGGCCGAUUACCAGUACGACCAACGGUACGGUCAGCCCCGAUACGGUCCGUCGUCCAACAACCAGCGAGAUGCCGCCUUCUCAAACAUCUUCGGCUCCAACCCGCCUCCCGGCCGCGCAGGGACCAUGACGUCUUCGUCUCCGAGUAUGACACCUUCGCAGGAUGGAAGGACACAAGCCAUGUCUAGCAUGUCUAGCAUCCCGCCCGAGAUACAAAGGCGACCUCCUCCUCGGCCUCAGCGGGCUGGAGGAUACGAAGAGCCGCCAGCCGCCCGAACCCGAACGAUGGACACGAGCAUAGCCAAUGGCUACUACCAAAACCAACGGAACCCGUCUGGGGGAUAUCCUCCUCAGCAACGAGAUCCCUAUGCGAGACCGUCUCCGGGUCCUGACCGAAGACCAUAUCCUGGCCCUCCGCAAGGUGCUCCGCAACAAGCGCCGCCUCGUUUGGAUUCUAGAGGACCACCACCGCAAGGAUACCCUCCACGAAACCCAGCUCCAAGGUUUAAUUCAGGUCCACAGCCCGGAUCCGGAGCUGCACUCCGCGACGACCCUUACCGCUCGCAAUCUCUCGCCAGCAUACCGAGGCAACCGAUCUAUCAGCCGCCCUCUGCUUCAUAUCAGGGGUCUCCCAACGCUUUUCGCCAUACACCAACCAACACUUCCAUGGCCAGAACUACGGCUCAGGGUCGGGUAGUGCCCGAACGUCAUGACGACCGCUCCAUGUCCAUGACUGGCUACCAGCCGGAACGCGACGCCCACCAGACAAUGAGCGGUCGUAUCAUCCCUAACCGAAACAGGGCUCCCUCGAACGAGACACCAACAAUGAAUGGGAAUGGACUCCCUGGGUAUAACGGGUACAACCACGCGCCAGGUAGCGCGACAAGGACAAUGAGCAUGGCAUCAUCGACUGCAGCCGGGGAUCACAGCCGUACCAUGUCAAUGGCUAGUACCAUUGUGCCGGAGACCUCUGAGCAGGCACGACAGCAGCUGGUGCACCGACCUUCGAUAUCAGCAAAAUCUAUCGACGGUGACCGUCCCCCUACCGCCAAGAUACGAGCGCCUCUAGUUUACCCCGCCCUUCUCUCCCGGGUCGCCGAGUGUUUCCGACAGAAGAUCAUUACCGGCGAACGGACGAAGAACGAGUUGACGUACAAAAAUGCAUUCAGUGGUUCUGAAGCUGUUGACGUUCUUUCGUACAUCAUCAGAACAACUGACAGGAACCUGGCCCUGCUGCUGGGUCGCGCGCUCGACGCCCAGAAGUUCUUUCACGAUGUCACCUACGAACACCGCUUGCGAGAUUCGACGGCCGAGAUGUAUCAGUUCAGGGAGACGCUUAUGGAUGAGCCGGAAGAUAAAACUCCCGUCAAUGGUGUCUUCGUGCUGCUGUCCGAAUGCUACUCGCCAACUUGCACCAGGGACCAGCUCUGCUAUUCUAUAGCUUGCCCUCGUAGACUGGAGCAGGUAUCGCGCUUGAACCUCAAACCGCAGGUGGGUCUGAGGAAAGACCAAGACGCGAUUAUGAACGACGAUGUCGAUCAGACGGAUGAGCAGAAACUCUGGAUCAACACAGUUCCCAAGGAGAUUGCCGAGAGUGUCAGUGAGAAGGAGAAGAAGAAGCAAGAGGUAGUCUCUGAGAUCUGCUACACCGAGAGGGACUUUGUGAAGGAUCUGGAGUACCUCCGAGAUUUCUGGAUCUUGCCCCUGCGGUCGAAGGGUUCGCCUAUUCCUGCUCCCCGGAGAGAUCGGGUUGUCCAGAAUAUAUUCAGCAACAUCAUCGACCACCCCAGCAUCCAUUCGGUCAGUGCUAGGUUUGCCAAGGCGUUGACCGAGAGGCAACAGAGGCAUCCUGUUGUGCGGAAUAUCGGUGACAUUUUCCUGGAGAUUGUGCCGCAGUUCGAGCCGUUCAUAUUAUAUGGAUCCAAGCAGCUGGAGGCCAAAUUCGAGUUUGAGAACGAGCGGUCGAGCAAUGCAUACUUCUCCAAAUUUGUGGAUGAGAUCGAGCGAAGGAAAGAGUCAAGGAAGCUUGAGUUGAACGGUUAUCUGACCAAACCUACGACAAGAUUGGCGCGUUAUCCUUUGCUUUUGGAGAACGUGCUGAAAUACACUGAGGACGGUAACCCGGACAAGGAAGACAUUCCGAAGGUGCUCGUCAUGAUUCGCGACCUCCUGAGCAGGGUCAAUGCCGAAUCUGGAAAAGCCGAGAACCGUUUCAACCUACGUCGCCUGCACGAGCAGCUACGGUUCCGUCCUGCCGAUCGCGUGGACCUCAAGCUCACGGAAGAUGGGAGAGAGCUCGUCUUCAAAACUCAGUUCAAAAAGACUCCUACAGAUCCUAACGACAUUACGGCUUUCUUGUUCGAUCAUGCUGUACUACUCGUGCGGAUUAAACAAGCCGGCAAGGGAGAGGAGGUGAAGGCAUACAGAAGGCCGAUACCCUUGGAGUUACUGUCCAUCAAAGAAAUGGACGAAGUCAUUCCUCAGACAGGGGUGAAACGUGCUUCUUCAAACCUGCCGUUCCGCGGUAAUAAUUCGGACAAAAAGACAGCCGAAGGUUGGCCGAUUACUUUCCGGCACCUGGGCAAGAACUACUACGAACAGGUGCUAUAUGCUUCAAAUCAGACGGCUAGGAAGAAGUGGCUCGAAUUCAUCGAUGCCGCUCAAAAUCGUCUUCGAUCCAGAGCUGAUUUCUUCACCAUCAGCAAUGUGUCCUCAAAUUUCUUCCAAACCGGCAACUUGGUGAACGCCGUGACACCCUUUGAUGGUGGUCGGAAACUCAUAUAUGCAACCGAUCAUGGUAUAUACGUUUCGGACCGGAAGGCCAAGGACCAGCCACCGAAGCGUGUCAUUGAGGCACAGCAUGUGACACAGGUUGACGUAUUGGAAGAAUAUGGUCUCUUGCUUGUCCUUUCCAACAAGUCUCUCCAGUCAUACCCGAUAGCAGCCCUGGACCCGAACGAGCCCGCUAUGUCGAAACGUCCUAAGAAGAUUCAAAGCAACUGCAACUUCUUCAAGACGGGUAUCUGCCUAGGGAGGCACUUGGUGUGUUGCGUCAAAUCGAGCGCGCUUUCGACCACGAUCAAGGUUUACGAGCCCAAUGACUCCAUGAGUAAGGGCAAGAAACAGAAGGGAUUCGGCAAGAUGUUCAAUGCAGGCCAGGAUGAGCUCAAGGCGUUUAAGGAGUUCUACAUCCCGACCGAAUCCUCGUCUGUCCACUUCCUCAAGAGUAAACUUUGCGUGGCUUGUGCUAGAGGCUUCGAAGUCGUCUCGCUAGAAACGCUAGAAACACAAUCAUUGCUGGACCAGGCCGACACGUCGCUGGACUUUGUUGCGAGGAAGGAGGGCGUCAAGCCGGUACACAUUGAACGUCUCAACGGCGAAUUCCUCCUCAACUACACCGACUUCUCGUUCUUUGUCAAUAGAAACGGCUGGAGAGCAAGACCAGAAUGGCGCAUCGAUUGGGAGGGUACGCCACAGAGUUUUGCCCUCUCGUACCCCUGGAUCUUGGCGUUUGAGCCAAACUUCGUCGAGCUCAGAAACAUCGAGAACGGUGCUAUUCACAUUGUUCCCCACAAGAACAUCAGGAUGUUGCACAGCAGCACGCACGAGAUCCUAUUUGCAUACGAGGACGAAAACGGCCAAGAUAUCGUUGCCGCCAUCGAUUUCUGGAAGAAUAAUAGGAAGUCCGAGAUAAUGGGGCAAUGA